Molecule: messenger RNA, 1321 nt
Organism: Branchiostoma floridae (Florida lancelet)
Lineage: Eukaryota; Metazoa; Chordata; Leptocardii; Amphioxiformes; Branchiostomatidae
Exons: 3
Coding region: 1-1281 (426 amino acids)
Biological process (GO): proteolysis; apoptotic process
Cellular component (GO): cytoplasm
Source: RefSeq, a predicted model, not a curated record
AUGACGCUCGAGGUUGAACGUUCUGAAGUACCAAUAAUCUUGUUGAUCAACGACGAGUAUGGAACUUCCAAGGGGGGAGUUUCUACCAUCAACUGUCAAGUGGGCGGAACGCUGAAAGACAAGGCAGCCGUGUACUGUACAGUCCUGCGUGUGGAGAAACAAGACCAGGAGGCGGCAAACGGAGAUGGCGUCCGGCUGAUCAAACCCCGUCAAGUAAGAGGGGACAAGACAGAGCCAUCCGUGGACUGGCUGACCUUUCAAUUCCGGACCUACUACCCGAAGGAGAACCUACCGCCACAUGUUGACGUCGUUAUUGGCCAUGCUCACGUCACAGAUACGGCGGCGCGAAACAUCAAGGACGAGUACUACGAGAAGGCAGAGUUGAUCACGAUCACCCACGUCUUACCUGAAGACACAGACUACUUCAGGGGGAACCACAGGGCUAUCAAAGCUUCGGAGAAAGAGAAAAAUAUGCUUGAUAUCGUCGACAACGCAAAGGCAGCUUUCUCAGUGGGGCCGCGUAUCUACAAACACUUCACGAACAAGUACAGGGGAAAGAAGAGACCAAGAGACCACUUCAUGCUUCUCCCAAGGUCAUCCAAGAUAUUUGAACAAGCCCACAUCAAACCUGAUAGCGGCGAUGAUGAGAAGGUCGUCCUGUCUGUCGGGAGAGUGAAGAAUGUUGAGCAUCUCAAAGGUUACAACCUUGUAGGAAGAUCCAUCAGCAUAGCUGCAAGAUAUCUGGAGUUUCUGCGAUGGGUCGCCCGCGGCAUCAGCGAGGAUGACUUUGAGAGAAGCCUGAAGAUCCUGGAAGACAACCUGGACAGUGGCGACCUGAUCCCCACCCUGCGGCCGUACGGAACACAGGAGGACAUCUUGGAGGACAUGAUGACAGCCCACCUGGUCCUGAUGCCGUCCCGCUCCGAGCCGUUCGGACUGGUCGGCCUGGAGGCCAUCGCGGCAGGCGUCCCCGUCCUCAUCUCGGACCAGUCAGGUCUGGCGGAUAUGAUCAAGACGUUCGUUGACGAGAAGAAGUUCCCAAGGGGCCUCCUGAACAGGAUUGUGAAGACCAGCGUGCGAGACAGCGAUAUGGAGGAGAAUGCCAAAACCUGGGCGGACAAAAUCCGCGAAACUCUGACUGACACUGAGACGGCAUUCGACGACGCCAAAAAGUUCAAAGCUGCACUUCUGAAGUCCAAGUACUGGGAGGACUCCCAGAACGACUUCCUACAGGCCUGCGGCAUCACAGGCUCGGCUGCCCAGGCGCAGAGCAGCAAGUGAACUUCAACAGGAAAGGGCAAGUGACAAAUUUAGUCCUUGG